This is a messenger RNA of Phytophthora infestans T30-4, 231 nucleotides long. RefSeq names its product secreted RxLR effector peptide protein, putative. The coding region runs from base 1 to 231 and encodes 76 amino acids. NCBI's taxonomy places the organism in Eukaryota, Oomycota, Peronosporomycetes, Peronosporales, Peronosporaceae. The record is from RefSeq and is a predicted model, not a curated record. The transcript has a single exon.
AUGCGCCUCACUUACGUACUUACACUGGUACUCGCGACCACUCUUUACGCCAGUGGGACUGCGCUUCAUGCCACCACGGAAACCACUGCAAUGGCCACGAAAAAUGUGCUCUCGCCUAAUACAGUUGCUCGCGUCCCCACGAGCGAAGAAAGACUGCUGCGGCGUGUCGGCAACGAAAAUUACGAUGCCGAUGAAGAGGGAGGCUUCUUUGGGAAGUUCUUCAGAGAUUGA